AAGGUAUGUACCCGAUUCGUCUCAAUUAGAUGUCACAAAUAAACUAAUUUGUGACCCAAAUUUUUAGCUGUCAAUAAAAUGUCAACAAAAAUAUGGUAUAAUAUUGAGCUUGCGGAGCUCGCAAAAGUCAAAAAGUUAAGGGAGAACAAAAUAGGGUAGACAUUAAAUAUUAAUAUUUAUUUUUCCUUAACCUUAAUUAAGAAAAUAAAAGAUGACAUUAAAAAAAGAUUUAAAAUUAUUAGUAAAACCGUAUUAUUGGAUUAAUAUACUCUUGAGCUUAUCAUAUGUAAUUGCAAAAAGAACUCCGAUUUUAUGCAACUAUGUUUUUUAUCAUAAAAAUGAAGAAAGAUGUGAACUUGACGGGAGAGAAACUGAAAUUUUAUUUUUCUUGCUAAUUGUUAUAAUGAUUAGAUCACGAAAGACAGGAAGUGUUACUUUAAUUAGUUAUUUGACAUCAUCAUUCAUAUAUACGAAAAUAGCUAAUUUAAUAUUAUGGACUUAUGGAGAUUUUCGCUUUGGAAUUGGAUUUUUAAUUUUAUUCGUACUAUUGGGACUGUUAUUCCCAGAGCCAACUUAUACAGGACCAGAGCAUGUGACUUAUUUCCGAAGUGCUGAUGCAUUAGAAGAAGAACUAAAGCGCGACAAGAAAAAUAUUUGGCUUAUUUGUUUCUACACCGUGUGGAAUCCAGCGUGUGUUAAUUUUGCACCCAUAUUUGCAAGUUUAUCAGCUGAAUAUCAUUUAAAUACUUUACGUUUUGGAAAAAUCGAUAUAGGCAGAUUUCCAGAAGCUGGAAAAAAAUUCCAUGUAUCAGAUAAUUCUUUAUCAAGACAAUUACCGACAAUAAUACUAUUUAAAUAUGGAAAAGAAGUUGAUCGAAGACCUUUUGCCGACUCAAAAGGAAAAUUACAAAAAUUUUUCUUUUCAGAAGACAAUGUGAAAGCUGCAUUUGAAUUGAACAAUCUGUAUACCGAAUCUAAAUCACACCAUUCAAGCACAAAAGCUAUUGCAAAACACACUAAAACCGAAUAAAUUGUAUUAUUAAAUUAUUGUGCAUUUGUUAAAUUAUUUUAAAAAUCGUUUAAAUAAAAAAUUAGAAAAGUAAUUUAGUAAAUAUUAAGUUUCGCCAAAAAUGUUAUCAAUACAUAAUAAAAUCUAGAAAUAUAACUUAUUUAAAUUCUCAAA
Condylostylus longicornis is the source of this 1183-nucleotide messenger RNA. Its product is annotated as thioredoxin-related transmembrane protein 2 homolog. The transcript has a single exon. Gene Ontology annotation, cellular component: membrane-bounded organelle. NCBI's taxonomy places the organism in Eukaryota, Metazoa, Arthropoda, Insecta, Diptera, Dolichopodidae. Gene Ontology annotation, molecular function: disulfide oxidoreductase activity. The record is from RefSeq and is a predicted model, not a curated record. The coding region runs from base 212 to 1030 and encodes 272 amino acids.